Molecule: messenger RNA, 1573 nt
Organism: Capsella rubella
Lineage: Eukaryota; Viridiplantae; Streptophyta; Magnoliopsida; Brassicales; Brassicaceae
Exons: 2
Coding region: 393-1280 (295 amino acids)
Molecular function (GO): protein binding
Source: RefSeq, a predicted model, not a curated record
UGUUUUCUUCUUCUUCUUCUUCAUUCUUUUGGUUUUUGGUAGCGAACUCAGAAAUAAUUCCCGAAUUCCAAUUUGAUCAACCUCUUUACUUCUCUUCUUUCUUCUUCCUUCUUCAUAAAAAAAAAAAACUUUAAUAUAUUUCUACACUCAGUAAUCUCCAAAUCAUCAUUAUACGAAGAAGGAAGAGUUAUUAAGAGCAUCAUCAACUUUUUAAUUAUUUAUUAUUGGGGUUUCAUUUUGCAUUCGAUUAUCUAUUUUUCCCACAAUUUAUAUACAAAACCUAACAACAACAAAAAAAAGAGAAUCUGCAAUUUUGGGUAAGGUUUAAUUCUUGUUUCUUGUGUCCCUUCCGAUUUAAUCACAACCAAAAAAAACAAAAAAGAGAUAUUUUGAUGGCGGAGGAGAGAUCGACGACGAGUAAGGUGAAGUUCAUGUGCAGUUUUGGCGGCAAAAUCCUCCCUAGACCAUUCGAUGGCAUUCUCAAAUACGUCGGCGGCGAGACUCGUGUCAUUGCUGUAUCUCCUGACAUCUCCUUCUCCGAACUCAUGAAGAAACUCACGGCAAUCACAGAGAACGAUAUAGUCCUCAAAUACCAGAUCAUUCCGAUAGAUCUUGAUGCAUUAGUCUCUGUAAAGUCUGAUGAAGAUGUCAAACACAUGAUAGAGGAAUAUUACCGUCACGAAACACCUAAACUAAGAACCUUCUUGUUUCCUGCAAACCCUGUGGUUCUUGAGCAUCAGUUAGGUCCCAUUGAGCCACAGACCAUUGAGCAACGUUACAUUGAAGCCAUCAACGGUAUCGUUCGCACACCCAAGAGUAAUGUUGCUGCUCUUCGUGCUCCCAUCAAAACACGGCCUUCUUUCACCGUCUCUACAUCUUCCUCUCCCAAAUCAGAAUCGUCGCCUGAUGGAUACAGUCACGAGCCGCCAGAGACGAGUUUUCAGAACGGCUACCAAUUGAGCCGGCUUUAUCCAAUGCAUAGAGUACAUAGCAGUCCCAACAUCUCACAGCAGAUGCAGAUGCAGCAGCCACACAACCACCACCACAAUGCAUACUUGCAGUCCCCUAACAGGCUGCGACCACCAGCACCUUUAGACUUCCCCAGAGGCACAGGCUGGGGGGACGCACAAUCACCGAGUCACGGUUUUAACCAGUUAUACACAACCACACAUAACUCAGGUGGUGGUAAUGGCAGGUACGGUUACAAUGAAGAGCGCAGGUUCUGGGGCAGAGCAAGCAGCGUUCCUCAAAGUCCUAAGCACCACGGAUUCCGCCUCUGAUGUGUUUACGCUGCAUAACAUCGCAACCAUCUGUGUAUAUUAUUUGGUCUUGUGUUAGUUGUACAGUUUAACUGUGUAGAUAUCUAACAUGCGCCUGCAUAGUAUGCUGCAGAGGAGCGUCUACUACUUUGUGAAAGGCUGCAAGAGGUUUGAUUUAUUUGUACAUGUUUUGUAACAACACUGCUUUCGUGGACAAUUUGUGCUCCAGAAUAUUGAUUGCUUCACUUAUGUGUUUAAAAGACAAAAUUUGACUCUUACCAUUCAUUCGUUGCCCACAGAUCAAAUUAUCCUUC